This is a messenger RNA of Ceraceosorus bombacis, 1752 nucleotides long. The record is from the annotation of a GenBank genome assembly. NCBI's taxonomy places the organism in Eukaryota, Fungi, Basidiomycota, Exobasidiomycetes, Ceraceosorales, Ceraceosoraceae.
AUGGCUGCUUGCGAAGCGUCAGUCCACAGGGCCGACCUGCCAAGCGACGUGUCAGCUCGCAUAGGUCGACCCCUCUCUGAUCUUCCGACGCCGAGCUGCGUGGUGGAUGUGCAUCCCAUGCGAAGCAACAUUGCUCGAAUCUAUACUCUGUACGCUUCCACUUCUGGCAGGAUCGGUAUUCGCUGGCACCUCAAGACGCACAAGACAUGGCAAGCUACAAGGGAGAUGCUGAGGCCGGCGUACGUCGAUGAGCAAGGCACCAACAGGCGUGAAACGGUAGCUUUGGCCGAGACUUGCGAUGAUGCGAGAGGGACUGAUCGAGCGAUCGUGUCCACUAUAGCAGAGCUGCAAGGACUCCUCACCGACGGCAUCGUCAAUGACGCCAAAUCGAGCAUCCUAAGUCAGGUGCUGUAUGGUCUGCCACUUUCCCCAGGUCGCAUUCCGCGACUUGCGGCCAUCAGAGCAGAGUACAAGCGUGCAUUCGGCAGCGCAGUAGAAAAAGAGAACGGCACCACCAAGGGAAAGCCGACUGAAGUUCAGAUCUUGCUGGACGAUGUGCAGCAAAUCGAAGCUCUCGAGGCGUUUGCCAAGCAACAGCAACCCAACGCUGACCAGCCUUGGCAGGCUUUUAUCAAGGUAGAUUGCGGCUACCGGUAAGUCCUUAUGCGUGCCAAGCUCUCGCGCGAUCCGCUCUUUGCUGACCCUCUUAUAAAACGUUCAAACGUCUAGUCGAGCAGGCGUCCCGUUCGAAACGAAUCAGCUCACGAACGUCUUGCACAAAGCGCUGGCUUCUCCCGCUAUCCACCUGGUGGGCUUCUAUACGCAUGCAGGUCAUUCCUACGGCUCCAGAUCCCACUCCGAUGCCUCGUCAAUGCUAUCGACCGAGAUCAAUGCCGUAUCUUCCGCAGCCAAAGAGGCGCAUUCCAUCUUACGAUCAUCCAGCUCGUCAGCUUCCAGACAUCCUAAUCAAUCGAUCGAGCAAGCUUUCACCCUAAGUGUGGGAGCCACGCCUACAUUCCAUGCGGGUAGGGACAGCACUUCUUCGGUCUGGAACAAAAUUCUCUCUUCACUGCCUCCGAGCACAUCUUUGGAGCUUCACGCGGGCAACGCACCCUUUUUGGAUCUCCAGCAGGUAGCUACGCGUCUAAACGAUCCGGACGCCAUUUCGCGCUGCGCAGUGACGGUGCUCAGCGAGAUCAUCUCCGUCUAUCCGCGACGUCGCCCACAAGUCCUGUCUUUGUCUUCUGAAGAGGCCAGCGACCAAGCCGAGCAAUCGUCCGAAGGACAUUGGGACGAAGCUCUGUGCGAUGCGGCAGGCACUGCGUUGAGCAAGGAUACGGGCCCUUUUAGCGGUCAUGGACACGUCUACUAUCCCAAAGACUUGAGAGGUUGGAAGUUGGACCGCAUAUCGCAGGAGCAUGGUGUGCUCGCUAUCAGGGAUGGACAAGUGGAGGAGUGGGAAAGGGAAUGGGGUGUGGAUGUUCAAAAGGAGAGGGGCAAGUUGAUCAAGGGAGCUCCGAGAGCGUUCAAGGUUGGCGAAAAGGUCAGAAUUGUUCCUCAACAGUGAGUAGACAGCAGCCGUUAUGCGAUGGCAAGACCUAGUCCAAUCGAGCUCUAACGCGUGCUUCCUACCUUGCACACAGCGCUUGUAUGGUAGCAGCAGCCCACGAAUUUCUCUACAUCGUCGACUCCUCGGACCAGUCAGACGGCGGUACCAUAGCGGAUGUCUGGAGACCUUGGAAAGGGUGGUAG